AGCGAGGGCACGAGUGAGUUGUGAGCGAGUAUCUCCAGUACGAACCUAGUGGUUCGACAUUCUAGCGCUCCAAGAUCACAACUUUGUUCUUCAUCUACUUAAGUUACCAAUACCACUACGCGCACCAGAACUCUCUUCUUCUUUCAUUGACAACACCAUUGGCAUUGUCAACAUUGACAACACCAUUGUCAACAUCAUCUCCUUCCUAAUGAAGUGAAGAUUCUCUAAUUUCUAGUGUCAUCUACUUACAUAAACAUAAGAUCAUCAAAAUGCAGCAACGUGUGGGUAUCGUUGGCGCCACUGGCGCAGUAGGCCUGGAAAUGCUUGAGGUUUUGAGGGAGCGAAACACCCUCGAGACCUUUGGACCUACUCAUCUGCGACUCUACGCUUCGAAACGAUCCGCUGGAAAGGAGAUUUCAUGUCCGACAACUUUGAAAGCUUCUCCUGGUGGGUCUGUCACGUUUACUGUGAUUUAUGGAAAAGCGUUGUUCAACUGUUGUAGUUGCCGCUUCUACAACUACUUCUGCGUUACACUAUAGCACUUGGAAGAUGACUAUGCUGUGACCGUGACGGACGAGAACUUUGGACUCUAGCAAAGGGUCACAGGGUUUUUUCAGCUGCUAAAAAAUUUUGAAAUCUAACGUGUCGAAUUCUCUGUCCCAGACGUUGUCGAGAAUUGCGAUAUCCUCUUGCUCGCCAGCUCUAGCGAAUUCGCAAAGGAAUUUGUACCGCAAAUCCACGAAAAGAGGGGAGACAUGAUCAUCAUCGACAACAGCUCUGCUUUCCGAUAUGAUGAGGCUGUUCCUCUAGUGGUGCCGGAGGUGAAUGGCCCCGACGCUUUUCGUGCAAACUUGAUCGCCAAUCCGAACUGUACCACGGCGAUCAUGUCGCUGGUGGUCUUCCCUUUACACAAGAAGUUUAAGGCUUGAGGUUGACGAAGCGCGAGCGUGAGGAAAUCUUAGAUCUUCGUCGCAUGAUCAGGAUGACAGGGUGUGAUCAGGACGAUACUAGAGGUUUUCUUCAAGGCGAAAGGUGUGUCGUGGUCUUUUCUAAGAGCAAUAAAGUGAAACGUUUCUUAAGCUCGACGUAUCAAGCCGCAUCAGGAGCGGGGAAAGCGGGCAUGGAGGAAUUGGAAGCGCAAAUGACAGCUUUCAACGCGACCGGAUCGGAUGCGGAGAAAGACUCUUAUGAGUUGGAAUUCAAUGACGUUGUGGGAAACGGAAAGGUACUGUGAGCAGUACAGACCACAUAGUCUACUCAGGAGUCUUCCUAGCCUUGUUUGUGUUUCAGAGCUACUAGUCUCAUUUCAACGAUUUCAGAAACCGAAACGUCCUCUCCUUCGGAUGAGAAAUAAGUUGUCUGUCUCUUCUAAGGCACAAGCGGUGCUACCCCGACAGGCGUGAAACCACCUGAAGUUUUCGCUUACCCGCUGAUUGCCAAUCUUAUUCCGCAGAUCGACGCGUUUCAGGCAAAUGGGUACACGAAGGAAGAGAUGAAGGUUUCUUGGGAGACAAAGAAAAUUUUCGCCAGUGCAGCAGCCGUGGGUUUGGAGGGAACGCAAGAUCAAGACGUAGUAAUGGAAGAUGAAGAGCUGAAGAUCUCGUGUACAGCAGUACGCAUUCCGACCCUCCGGUCUCACGCAAUGUCAGUCACGUUGGGACUAGCAGAAAGCUUCAAGGACGCGGAUGAGAUUCUAUGAAAUGGAUUGCUUUUUCUUUUUGUAUUUCUCGUGUUUGGUAUAUUUUGUGUGAUUGACCAGUGGAGGUCAUGGUCACCCUAUGCCAUAGCGCAACAUAGAUAAGUCAUGGCGUGGCCAGCGGCUCUCGUGACAAUAGACGAAAAAUGGCAUAGACCAUGAAGUGAGUCUGAGUUAGUGACAGUAAGAGUAAUAUACUUUCUUCCUCUAAAACUCAGAGCGCAUUUGCAGAACUGUUCGAAGGAGUUUAUGUUUCAGGUUGUAGACAACCCAGCAGAAAAACGAUAUCCAAUGCCCCUUACAAGCGCCAACAAGUGGGAAGUUGAGGUACCUACUGGGCACAACCUGACCUUGAGUCAUCCACUCCUUUCGAUUCCCUUAGGAUCAAACCCAGGUUACCAAAUACCAGAACCAUACUUACAUCCUUUCGAGCAAGAAACAAAAGCAUUUUCCAUAGUAGAUGACGAGGACAUUCUGCUCCGCUAUCGCUAUGAUUUCCUACAUGAAUUUUUCAGGUUGGUCGCAUCCGUAGAAACCCAGUUUUCGACAACGGCCUGGACAUGUUCGUUUGUGGAGAUCAGUUACUACGUGGCGCAGCGCUCAAUGCUGUACUCAUAGCAGAGCUGAGGAUGCAGAAUAAAGCCUGAUUUCGACGUCUUGAAAAGUUCCAUCUAGAUCUAGUGAGGCGUACGACCGCGGUGAUAGUUGGUUGUCGUGAGGAGCGCAAGAACAAGCAGUUGAGGGUGGAAGAUUUCGACUUGGUGCUAAUGGGCACUGGAAAAUAGGCUGCGUGCACGAGCAUGGUCGCAGGGUAUGGGUGGGCCAGUUGGCAGCUUACAAUAUACACUAGCUCGAAGAGCAGGGACGGAAAUGAAAUCCCAAAGGAGAAAAAUCUGAGCGGCACCUCAAAGGAGAAUGAAAUUGUCAUUGAUGGACAACAGGAUAGACCUUCAGGACGUAAGAAAAGCUGAUUGUUACCUGUGUUUCUCGGUUUCGCAACAAAAACUUCAGGACGCGUUUCGGGACUUGAAUUCUGGCGCGAACUCAUGCAAUGGC
Amoebophrya sp. A25 is the source of this 2752-nucleotide messenger RNA. Lineage: Eukaryota; Dinophyceae; Syndiniales; Amoebophryaceae. The record is from the annotation of a GenBank genome assembly.